AUAAAAUGAAAUUAACAUUUUUUUUAGUAAUUACUUAAUUAUUAUUUAUUUUUAAUCAUGUUUAAAAAUAAUUUUGUCAUUUGUAAAUAAUUAAUAUUUUAAAUUAUUAUUUUUACUGACGAUUUAUUAAAAAAUUUAUAAUCAAUAAGUGAAUUCAUUAAAUUUUCAUUCCAUUUGACACAUCAAUACUACGAUCUGUUUAUUGCAACAAAUAAUAAUAACAGUAUCCAAUAAUUGAACUUUGAUCAAUUUUUUAAUUUUACCUCCAGUUCAAUUCCGUCUUUUAUUUAAAACAAUGAAUCAACGACCCAACACAUCAACUUUCAAUCAAUUUAAAUCAGGACCAGGUUCUAUACCCAGCGGAGGAGUUGCACCUGGUGCUAAUGGACCGCCACCGGUACCUCCAAGAGCGACAGCAAAUUAUGGAGGCUAUCGCCCUUACAUGAGCACUCCAGUCAUGGGUUAUGGAGGUUACGGCUAUGGAAACAGUUUCCCUUACAGCCAAUACUCACAUGGCUACGGGUCGUAUCCUUACGGUUCAAGUUAUCCUGGACUGGGUCCAAGCGGUGACGUGGAAAAUAGACUGAUCCAAUUUGCUGAAGAAAGCACGAGGCCGGCAUUCCAGUCAAUCCAGUCAAUAAUCCAGACAUUUUCCUCAAUCACGAUGAUGCUGGAGUCGACUUUCAUGGCGAUGUCUAGUUCAUUCCGUGCUAUUUUGAGUGUAGCUGAAAAUGUAGGGAAAGUGAGGUCGAUGUUUGGACAAUUGUUGAGUACAUUCGCGCUUAUCAGAUUCGCUAAAUGGUUAUAUAAGUACAUAGCAUACAAAUUAGGAUUAUCAGCUACGGAUCCAAAUGACGAAAGUCUGUGGCAAAAGACUGUGCUCGAGGCGGCAACUGGAGAUAAGAAGGGUCCCAUGACUUGGCCAAUCCUAUUAUUCUUCAGUCUUCUGGCAGCUAUUCCUUACCUGGUUCACAAGCUAGUGAACAGCGCCAGCGCAUCGCGAUCUUCGGCAGACAAUCCGCAAGCAUGGUUCGAAUUAAAUGAGCCCGUGUACUGGGCCACGGCGAUUUAUGACUUCAACGCAGCUUCCGCUGAAGAAAUGAGCCUGAAAGCUGGACAAAAAGUUUGGCUCGCUCCUCAAUCUCUGCAACCGAAAAAUUUACCCGGUUGGUCUAGAGCCACUGACAAGAGCCGCGUUGGUUUGAUACCUUCCAAUUAUAUAAAUGUCGUUGCGCAAGUGACUAAAAGAAGUGACACCGAUAAUUCUGCUCCUGCUUCUGUGUCUACUUCUUCCUCAACUUCUACUUUAACGAGCUCUUUGAGUGCGAAUAAUAUAAUGGAAGAAAGUUUCAACGACGCUGCUGCUGCUAUUGAUUGUAAUAAUGAGGAUAAAUUUUUAGCAGACAGUCCCAUCACGAAUAUUGAUAAAUUCUCAAUAGAAACUUCUGCAGAUGUCAGUAAGGCUGAUAAAUCUUCGAUAGAAAAUUCAACAAAUCCCAGUAGUGAUGAGAAAACUUCAGAGAGUUGUAAAGAUACCAGCACAGAUACUUUUAAACAAUAACUUAUUAUUUAAAAAUUUAAUUGUUAAUUUUAAUUGUAAAUUAUAUAGGUUGUAAUUUUUUGCUCAGUCAUAUCACCAUCAUGUUGCAUGUCAACUAUUUUUUUAUGAUCCUGAAGUUAGCAGACAAUUAAAAUUUUUUGGAUUUUUUUUUCAACAAAUCAAUUGCAAAAAUACAACAAAUAAAAAUAUGCACAUGUAGAGAAUUUAAAAAACUACAGGUGCAAAUUUUUCAAAUAUUUUUUUUUUAAUAAUUUAUUGCUUAAAAAAAAUCGAAAAAUUAUCAGUCGUCGGUUAACUUCAGUAUCAUAUUUUUUUUAGAUAACGAAACCAAUAGCGGGAUUAUUAUUUUAUUUUAAUUUUCUAAAUUCAAAUCCACAAAAAUAAUUUCCAAACCCGCCCUACUGCAUUUUCACGACUCCCAAAAUUUGAUUAAUUUUUUUAAAAAUCCUCAUAUAUUUACGUUACUUAAAAUUUUUCAAUUUAAAUAUCGCGCGAUUUUAUAAUUAAAUUUUUUACUAAAACUUAAAAAUUCCCUGAGCGAUUCCGCUAUUGGUCUCGUCGACUCCGAUUAUAAUUUAAAAAUAAAUUACAAUUACAAUUUAAAUUUACAACCAAACUAAUUUAAGUAAAAAAAAGAAAUGUCUGUUUAUAUUUGGAGUAAUGUCUUAAUUUAAAUAGAAUAAAAUUUUAUACUUUAAUGUUAAUCAAAAUAAACGCGCCAAAUAAAAAACAUAAUCUCAGUACAACAAAUUACUGUAUCAAUAUUAAUUAAUUAAGUUUACUCGAUAUUUAUUAUCAUUAAACUCGUAUUAUGUACAUUGACAGAAAGUUAAUAAUAAUAAUAAUAACAAUAACAG
Microplitis mediator is the source of this 2418-nucleotide messenger RNA. RefSeq names its product peroxisomal membrane protein PEX13 (gene Pex13). Gene Ontology annotation, biological process: protein import into peroxisome matrix, docking. Gene Ontology annotation, molecular function: protein binding. NCBI's taxonomy places the organism in Eukaryota, Metazoa, Arthropoda, Insecta, Hymenoptera, Braconidae. The coding region runs from base 296 to 1561 and encodes 421 amino acids. The transcript is spliced from 3 exons. The record is from RefSeq and is a predicted model, not a curated record. Gene Ontology annotation, cellular component: peroxisomal importomer complex; peroxisomal membrane; peroxisome.